UUUUUGAUAACGAUUCUCGCCACUCUCAGAUCGUCACCGUCGCACUGAGUAAACAGCACUAGCACAAUGAGGAGUAUAUAUUUGCUUAUGAGUAUUCUUGCACUUACAUGCAUCUCGUGUUGUUGGGCAAGAGAUCUAAUAGUGGGUACGAGCUAUAAUACACGUUUAACUUGGCAAACGAGAGCUGACUACAUGGGUAUUCCUUUUAAGAAGCGUGUGAAGGAAGUUUUUUAUUCUGACCCCGGUCAACAAAUUAUCAGGGGUAUAAUUGCAAGAGACAUCGAUCAUACGGAUGCCAGUGCGACCUUAACGGCUGGUGGUGUUGGAUUCACGUAUGCAAACAUUCGUCUUAAAAGUGCACGUGGCAAUGGGCUUCACUAUCAAAUAGAAAUUUAUGUAUAAUGUAAGGUUGCCACUUCCACUUUUUGAUUUAAGCCGACAGCAUAAAAAGUACCUACUGGUUUUAAAUUUUCUAUUAUGAUAAUAUAUUUGUAACUUCAGUAAGUAGGAGCAUUUAUUUUGUUUGUACCUAUGUAUGCUUAUGUUUUGUCUAUUUAAUCGAAAGAACUUAGGUUAAUACAACUUCCAUAGUGGAUCCAUACUAAUUUUAUCAAAAUUUAUAUCAGUUUUAUAUUGCAAAAGAUAUUAAUUUAGUGCAUUAAAUUAUUAUGUAUAUAUAUAUAUGUGUACAUAUAUGUAUAUAAAUUAUUAUACAACAUAAAAAAAAAUAUUUAAUGGUUUCAUGACGCAAAUAUAUAGGCCCUUACAUUAAUUAGAUAAGGCACCAGCCGCGGCAAAAUUUGUACGAUAAAUAAAUACCAGCUAUUUC
Messenger RNA from Galleria mellonella (greater wax moth), 829 nucleotides. RefSeq lists its product as uncharacterized. Bases 67 to 402 code for a protein of 111 amino acids. The record is from RefSeq and is a predicted model, not a curated record. The transcript is spliced from 2 exons. NCBI's taxonomy places the organism in Eukaryota, Metazoa, Arthropoda, Insecta, Lepidoptera, Pyralidae.